AUGGGAACGUUUGUGCAUGAAAAUUCUUGGUUGUCACNGUCUGAUUCCGAUCGCGUAAAGAUCAAAAAGGCUCUUAGAGGGGUGAAAGUCGACAUAACGCACCGGGGUAAUGUAAGGCGUAAGUAUCGUAUUUCGGGGCUAACGUCACAGCCUACAAGAGAACUAGUGUUUCCUGUUGACGACAACUCGACCAUGAAGUCGGUUGUCGAGUACUUCCAGGAGAUGUAUGGCUUCACCAUCCAACAUGCUCAUCUGCCUUGCCUCCAAGUAGGAAAUCAGAAGAAGGCCAAUUAUUUACCAAUGGAGGCUUGCAAAAUUGUUGGGGGACAAAGGUAUACAAAGAGAUUGAAUGAGAAACAAAUAACUGCACUUCUGAAAGUCACAUGUCAAAGACCGAGGGAUCGAGAAAACGACAUUCUGAAGACUGUUCAACAUAAUGCCUAUAACAACGAUCCUUAUGCAAAGGAGUUUGGGAUAAAUGUUAGUGAAAAGAUGACUUCUGUUGAAGCUAGAAUUCUUCCUCCUCCAUGGCUGAAAUACCAUGAUACUGGAAAAGAGAAGGAUUGCUUGCCUCAAGUGGGUCAAUGGAAUAUGAUGAAUAAGAAAAUGAUUAAUGGAAUGACGGUUAGUCGGUGGGCGUGUAUCAACUUCUCUAGGAGCGUGCAGGAGAGCGUUGCUCGUGGAUUUUGUUCUGAACUUGCUCAAAUGUGUCAAGUUUCUGGAAUGGAAUUCAAUACAGAACCAGUUAUUCCAAUAUACAAUGCUAGGCCAGAACAAGUAGAGAAAGCUUUGAAGCAUGUUUAUCAUGCUUCCAUGAACAAGACUAAAGGAAAAGAGUUAGAGCUAUUAUUAGCUAUCUUACCCGACAGUAACGGAUCGCUUUACGGUGAUCUUAAGCGAAUCUGUGAGACGGAUCUUGGUUUAAUAUCACAAUGCUGUCUUACAAAACAUGUGUUCAAGAUUAGUAAGCAAUAUCUUGCUAAUGUUUCACUGAAGAUCAAUGUCAAGAUGGGUGGUAGAAACACUGUUCUUCUAGAUGCUAUCAGCUGCAGGAUACCGCUC
Molecule: messenger RNA, 1062 nt
Organism: Cucurbita maxima (winter squash)
Lineage: Eukaryota; Viridiplantae; Streptophyta; Magnoliopsida; Cucurbitales; Cucurbitaceae
Product: protein argonaute 10-like
Exons: 10
Biological process (GO): regulatory ncRNA-mediated post-transcriptional gene silencing
Cellular component (GO): cytoplasm
Molecular function (GO): RNA binding; protein binding
Source: RefSeq, a predicted model, not a curated record